AUGGAGCUAUACACACCGUUCGCGCCGCGCUUCAAACCGGACAUGUCCUUCUCCUCCACCUUCUCCCCCUUCCUAGUCAAAACCCACCUCAAUAAAACCCCCGAAAUCCCUCCAAACCUCCGCGUGUUUGCAGUUGCCGCCGACCAGAAAGAACUCCCGGAGAACAGCCCCCGGAAGCUCCUGAAAGAGCUGGCCGAGCGCAGAAAGGUAGUCUCCCCGAAGCGAAAAGCGCCCCCAAAGAGAUUCAUCCUCAAACCCCCGCUGGACGACGCGAAACUCGCCAAGAGAUUCCUGAACAGCCCUCAAUUGUCCCUGAAAUCCUUCCCCUUGCUGAGUUCCUGCCUGCCAUCAUCCCGCCUGAACAAUGCCGACCGGACUUGGAUUGACGAGUACCUGCUCGAAGCCAAGCAGGCCUUAGGUUAUCCCCUCGAAUCUUCUGAUAGCUAUGGGGACGAUAAUCCGUCCAAGCAGUUUGAUACCCUGCUGUAUUUAGCCUUUCAGCAUCCCCAUUGCGAGAGGACGAACGCUAGGCAUGUGAGGUCGGGACACUCGAGACUGUCCUUUUUGGGGCAGUACGUGCUGGAGAUGGCGCUGUGCGAGUUUUUUCUGCAAAGGUACCCGAGGGAGUCUCCAGGGCCAAUGAGGGAGAGGGUUUAUGCUUUUAUUGGGAAGAGGUUCCUUCCGAAGUGGAUUAAGGCUGCUGGGUUGCAGAAUCUGAUCUUUCAGUAUGAUGACAUGGAUAGAUUGAUCAGGACGGAUAGGGAGCCUCCGGUGAAAUCUGUCUUCUGGGCCUUGUUUGGGGCGAUAUAUUUGUGCUUUGGGAUGCCGGAAGUGUAUCGUGUUCUUUUUGAAGUUUUUGGAAUGGAUCCAGAAGCUGAAGAUGCCCAGCCUAAACUGAGGAGACAGCUUGAGGAUGUUGACUAUGUCUCUGUUGAGUUCGAUAACCAGAAACUGAACUGGCAGGAUAUUGCUUCUUACAAGCCCCCAGAGGACGCCUUAUUCGCUCAUCCAAGGCUUUUCAGAGCAUGUGUGCCACCUGGCAUGCAUCGAUUUCGUGGAAACAUUUGGGAUUAUGACAGUCGGCCUCAAGUCAUGAAAACGCUCGGGUACCCCUUGCCUAUGGUAGACAGGAUUCCUGAUAUAACAGAAGCUAGGAAUAUUGAGCUAGGACUUGGAUUGCAGCUCUGUUUCUUACACCCAUCGAUGCACAAGUUUGAACAUCCCCGGUUUUGCUUCGAUCGUUUCGAAUACGUUGGUCAAAAGAUACAGGACCUUGUAAUGGCCGAGAGGCUGCUCAUGAAGCAUCUAGAUGCCCCCGGGAGAUGGCUACAGGAGAAACACAAUCGUCUUCUGAUGAACAAAUUCUGUGGAAAGUAUUUAAGGGAGAAAUAUCUCCACAGGUUCAUCAUAUAUAGUAAUGAGGUGCAAGAUGAAUAUGACCAUAACAGGAGACUUAGAAAUCCAACCACAACUGCAGUUCAACAGGCCAUUCAUGGGCUUGCAUAUGCCGUUUAUGGGAAGCGAGAUGUGAGGCGGCUUAUGUUUGAGGUUUUCGACUUCGAGCAGAUUCAGCCCAAGGCUGUAUGA
This is a messenger RNA of Striga hermonthica, 1587 nucleotides long. The record is from the annotation of a GenBank genome assembly. NCBI's taxonomy places the organism in Eukaryota, Viridiplantae, Streptophyta, Magnoliopsida, Lamiales, Orobanchaceae.